AGCAGGCGUAACGAGCUGAACUCCGGAAUGAUCUCUUUCGGAAAAUUAAACCUCAAGAUGGAUGAAUUUGAUUUAAUGAUACAAGAACGGCUAGCCGCAGUAAGGCUGAAGAAAACCGAAACUAUCAACGAUUUGAUAAAGCAAAUAUUUGGCGAAGAAUUUCACCGUAUCUCGAUAUGGUACGAAGGAAGGUACGUUCCCGGCACUAUGCUCCUGGGUCAGUUUGCACCGUCCAAACCAGUAGAGUACUUGGUGAGCCUCCCGGGCGGAAAGGUGCACGGUUCGUUGGCCCGUGCCGGCAAGGUUAAGGGCCAAACGCCGAAAGUGGAGAAGAAAGACAAGUCGAAGCGCAAAACGGGACGCGCCAAGCGUCGUCUGCAGUUCAACAAGCGCUUCACGCAGAAGACGACCACCGCCAAGCAGCAGCGUCGCCGAGGACCUAAUUCUCAGACAGCUCAGGGUUGAAGAAGAAUGGCGACGAAGACGUAACGUUCAUCUCAUCUGUAAAGGGUAUGCAGUUUCAAGAGCCAAUAAAACGAUUUGAAUUGCUGAAAGUAA
Anopheles gambiae (African malaria mosquito) is the source of this 558-nucleotide messenger RNA. RefSeq lists its product as uncharacterized. Gene Ontology annotation, cellular component: cytosolic small ribosomal subunit; ribosome. Gene Ontology annotation, biological process: translation. The coding region runs from base 28 to 465 and encodes 145 amino acids. Lineage: Eukaryota; Metazoa; Arthropoda; Insecta; Diptera; Culicidae. Gene Ontology annotation, molecular function: structural constituent of ribosome. The record is from RefSeq and is a predicted model, not a curated record. The transcript has a single exon.